GUCCAGCCCGGCGCCCUGAGAGCACGCCCCGAGCUAACAAACAGAACCUUACCCCUCCCUAGAGCUCUGCAAAUCCAGAGCCGGAGAGCUUCUUCGAUUCCAGGUGAGAGGGGAGGGGAGGGGACAGAACAAGUCCCCACCUCUCAAGGACAACCAAAGGGAAAAGAAACCAGCCGACGUUAACGUGUAUAUUUUACAGCGAGGACAGAAAAGCAGCGGAAGAGACGGUCUCGAUCAGCCUCUCUGCUGCUUUCAUCCUGUAACUGACCUGAAACUGACCAAGAAGCAGGAUAGCCUUCCCACCUGGAAGAGAACAUCUGUAGCAGCGGAUUUGAAUUUGGACUGCAGAAAAUUUAUUUCAUUUCUUGUGCACAAGUUCAUGUAUUGCGCCCAGCCCUUGUGCGUUACUUUGUCAGAGUCGAAGUAGGAGCCUCGCAUUUUCUAAUUGAGCCUUUGAAAAAUUGGCUCGCUGUCGAUCUCUUCCCACACCCUGCUCGCUUCUGGCAACGGGAUGCAAUUUGGGGCAGAAACCUUGCUUCGGCUGACGCUCGUGUUGCUGCCAAAUCUUUUCGGCUGCGAUUUGCGAGUGUGUCCGAGAGAGACGGACCACUUCGACUUCAGCGUCCGUUACAACAUGACCAGCUUCGACGCAGGGCAACCCAUCCAGAACAUCGUGGUGUACGAUUUUCACCCAAAAAGCAUCUACCUCGCCGUGCGCAAUUGGCUGUACGCGUUAAACGUGUCUCUCGGGAAGACGUCUGAGCUGCGGACGGGUCCGGUCGGUAGCCCGGAAUGUCAAAUGUGCAAUAUUUGUGAGACACACUGGGAGCCAGCAAGGGGGCUGGAAGAUAAUAACAACGAGGUCCUUGUGUUCGAUACGUUUGACCCAUACUUGUAUAACUGCGGAAGCUCUCAACACGGCAUCUGCUACCUGCACAACAUUGAGGAUGGUGAUUUAAGCGACGUUAGGUGUCUAUUCAAAGAGAAGAACAACAGACGUGACCACUGUCCUGACUGUGUGGCCAGCCCAUUGGGAACCCAAGUGCAUGUUCGCGCUGAGUCGUUCGUUACUUACUUCUUCAUUGGUGCCACUCUCAAUAGUUCAGUGGCAAAAGCAUACAGCCCCAAGUCAAUAUCAAUGAAGCAGUUGCUGGGAUCCAUGGAUGGGUUUGAAUUCCCUUCCAAAAACAAAUCUUCACUGACGGUGCUGGACGAAUUUCUCGACACCUACCCCAUAGAUUACGUUUACUCCUUCAGCUCGGAAGAUUAUGUCUAUUUCCUAACCGUCCAGAAGGACAGCACGAGUUUGAAAAGCUCGUACCAGACCAGAGUUGCCCGCUUGAAGCACGGCGAGUACGAGGUGGGAAAUUACAGGGAGCUGGUCCUGGAGUGCCAGUACGAGCCGAGGCGAAGGCGGAGAACGGCCGCCGGGGAAGAAACCUGGUACAAUAUUUUGCAAGCCGCUUACCUGGCCAAACCGGGGGCACACCUUGCCGAGGAGCUGGCUGUUUCGGAGACCGACGACGUGCUGUUUGGGGUCUUUGCAGAGAGUGACCCCCAGAGCAAAGACGUACGGAGCAGGUCAGCCCUGUGCACGUACCCGGUCAAAAUGAUCGAUAAGUUCAUCAAAGAGGGAAUGGAAGACUGCUGUGUGCGAUCAGAGGAAACUCCGAAGAGGGGACUGGAGUUUUACCAGCAGGUGGAGUACUGCCCUCAAAGCGGCAGGAGAGAGUGUUGGGACAAACCAACAAAGACCUCGCAAGCUCUCAACCGAAUCGAUCGAUUUGACGGAGAGCUGGAUGACACGAAACUGACUUCUAUCAUUGUAACGGUAAUAGGCACCUACACUGUGGGUCACCUUGGAACAGCUGAUGGACGACUCUUACAGGUGAUCAUUCAACGUUCCUUUAAGCCACAUGCAAAUUUCAGCUUGAGUGAGUCGGAUCCGGUUUCUCGAAAAGUUGCCCACUUGGAUGACUCUUUGCUGUUUGUUACUGGCUCAAAGGUGACCAAAGUACCUGUUGAUGGGCCAGGCUGUCAUCACUUCCUCACCUGCAAAUCAUGUCAGAUUGCACCAUCCUUUAUGAAAUGUGGUUGGUGUGAAGGGUCCUGCACUCGGCAGCGGGAAUGCCAUAAAAAGUGGUUGCCAGAUACUUGUACACCAGUUAUUGUUGAGUUUCAACCCAAAAGUGCUCCUGUCAAUGGAGAGACCAUGCUAACUCUAUGUGGCCGCGAUUUCCAAUCUCCACAUGGGCCCCCGAUAACACCAGCCUCCCACAUGGUUCAAGUGGGAAACCGGCCUUGCAAAGUCAUCCCUGAAAGGAGCAAUGCCAGGAAGUUGUCAUGUCAGCUGGAAAUCACUGGAAAGCCUCAGCCUGCCAAUUUGACUACCAUCAAGAUCACUAUUCGAGAGGCAAGUCAUAACGGCGAGUUUGUCAUCAGUGGGUCCACGUCCCUCGCUGGAUUUGAAUUUGUGGAACCUAUCAUAACUUGUGUGGCUCCAAUGUAUGGCCCUCAAGAUGGUGGGACUUUGGUUACAUUCCUGGGGAGACAUCUGACAGCUGGCAAUAACCAAAAAGUGACAAUUGGUGGGAAAGACUGCCUCAUAAAGAGCAAGAAUAGUACCUGUAUACAAUGCAUAACUCCAAAGAUGGAUUUGUUGAAGGAAGAGCCUCCUGUUGUGAUGAUAGACUCUGCAAAGGUAACAGUUGAAGGCAACUUCAAGUUCCAGUACCGAAAGAACCCUGUCCUGAACAGCAUCUCCCCAAGCUGCAGCACCCAGAGUGGCCUCAGCAUCACCAUCAGUGGUACCAAUCUGAACUCCGUCUACCAACCAAAACUAGUAUUUACCGAUGACAAAAAUGACACGUUUGUAAAGUUAUGCAAUCUGCCACCACUAUCUUCUGAGACUAUGACCUGUGAGACCCCAUCAAUUGAGGAUGAGGAAGUGGAAGGGAAGCUCACUGUGAUUAUGGAUGGUGUGCAGAACCUAAAGUCAUUUGAACUGGAGUACAAGGAAGACUAUGAGGUUUUUCCAUUUGAUGAUGAGGACCAUGUGUACAAGCUAACCAAGGAUGAAGACGAAAUUGAGUUCAAACACGCAAAGUUGUUUGAUCUGAAGAACUGCCUGAAUGUGACCCUUUUGGUAGGAGACACGAUUUGUGAUCCAAAGAUCCUGGUGCAAGAGAUCACCUGCACUGUUGAAACUGAAUUGAUCCCCCCCGAAGGGCUUCCAGUCAAGCUCUGGGUGAAUAAUGUGGAGAAGUUCAUUGGGCACGUCAUCUACGUCGAAGAAAGUCUUGGAACGAUUGUGGGAAUUAUCAUUGGCAUUAUUGUGAUCUUGUUGGUGGUACUGAUUUUGGUGGCCAUCCUAUUGAUAUACAGGAAGAAAAAUAAAGAGCAUGCGGACCUACUGAACCGUUUGGAGGCAUCGGUGAAUAUGAUAUCUCUCAAUGCAGUCCCACCUGCUCCCAGCGACUACAGAGAUUCUCGUCUCAGUCCCAACACAACAUCUGGGUCAAGUGGAAUCACAUUUCGAGGCUAUAAAGGCAGCGCUGACUGUGCAGCGAUCCCGUUGUUAAGUCCUAAAGAAAUUCAACCACAGAACCUGAGGACAGAGCUACUGGAAGAAGUAAAAGAUAUUCUGAUCCCUAGCGAAUGUUUAACUGCUUACAUGGACCAGGUGAUUGGAAAAGGGCAUUUUGGUAGUGUUUACCAUGGCCUGUACAAAGACCACAACAAGAAAGAAAUCCACUGUGCUGUGAAGUCUCUGAAUAGAAUUUCAGACGUCGAAGAGGUGGAGCAGUUUUUGAAAGAAGGGAUCAUCAUGAAGGAUUUCCACCAUGAAAAUGUUUUAUCUUUGCUGGGAAUUUUCCUUCCUAAGGAAGGGUUACCAUUGGUAGUAUUGCCAUAUAUGAAGCAUGGAGACCUACGACAUUUUAUCCGUCAGGAAAGCCGGAAUCCAACAGUGAAAGAUUUAAUAGGCUUCGGGCUACAGGUUGCCAAGGGAAUGGAAUACCUUGCUCUAAUGAAAUUUGUUCAUCGAGAUCUUGCAGCAAGAAACUGCAUGCUGGAUGAGACCUACGUGGUGAAGGUGGCAGAUUUUGGAAUGGCACGGGAUGUGUUGGACAAAGAGUAUUAUAGCAUUCAAGACCACCGGAAAGCCAAGCUCCCUGUGAAAUGGAUGGCACUUGAGAGUCUGCAGACCCAAAAGUUCACAACUAAAUCAGAUGUGUGGUCAUUUGGAGUAUUGCUGUGGGAGCUGCUAACUCGAGGGGCACCACCCUAUCCAGAAAUCGACCCUUAUGACAUCACAAGAUUUUUGUUAAAAGGAAGAAGAUUGCCUCAACCAGAAUAUUGUCCGGAUGAGCUGUACAAUAUUAUGCUGCGUUGCUGGGAUCCAAAGCCUGAGAUGCGACCGCUGUUUACUGAAAUUGUCUACGAAAUUCAAGACAUUCAAUCCAUGUUACAAGGAGAACACUAUAUCAACUUGCAAGUGAAUUAUGUGAAUUUGGAGAAUGACCAGCCUUACCCUGCGGCCGACACUACUGACGAUGAGCUGGACCUAGAUUCAGACUGAUUAUGUUUUGCUGCACAAGCCAAUACAUCUGUUCAGACUUGGACUUGAAUUUUGGAAGAAUGCUAUCUUUAAGCACAACGGAAGCCAUUCCUGCAGUUCAGCUACUAUUUUCUCCCCCUGCGUUUUCCCCUCCGGUAACCUGUCUCUGCUAAUUCCUGUGGUCAGUGCAAUCUGUAGGAGAGUUUACGGAUUGCUAAGUGGUCAGUUGCAAUCUUUGCAGAUGACAGUUCUGUGCAAUUCCAGGCAAUGAUGAUUUUUCUUAAAGCCUGGGUAAAGGCUUUUAACAACAACACCUUUUACUUACGAUGACAUCAAAAUGUCCAGAGGCAGUUCACAGGAGCAUGGUCAAUAAAAUUUGACACUGAGCCACAUGAGGAGACAUAAUGAGAGAUGGUCGAACGCUUGGUCAGCGUAGGUUACGGGGAAAGAUGGAAUGAGGCAGAGGGAGCUAGGAAGGGAAUUCUGUAGCUGGGAGUGAAGCAAUUAAAAUUGGGAAUGCGCUUGUGACCGGAACCAGAAGAGUGCAAACGUUUCGGACGCUGGAAGAAUUUUCAGGGAUAGAAAGGAGGGAGUCCAGGGAGGGGUUUGAAAGCAAAGAUGGGACAUUUUAAAAAAAAACAAGUCAGUGGGUAACUGGAUACCUGGGUAAGUUAGUGAGUGCGUAGCAUUAUCCUUGGUAAUGUAAUCUCACCGAGGUCACACGGUACAGACGUGGCCCUUCAGCCCAGCGAGCCUGCACAGACGAUUACACUUCAGGACAGGCUACUGCGGUUUCCUGCCCCUGGAUUCACAAACAAUGAAGGGCCUUUGCAGAAAGGAGGAAUUGCAAAAUGAUGCCCUCAGGUUGAGGUGGAUGUUUUUCACCCCAACGUAAUGAAAAGGAAUAAGCUUUGUUUGUACCAACUGCAUGCAUCCAAAGUGCAAUGUGAGAGGGGAAAAAAAAGUUCUGUUGAAAAAUAUGGCUUCCAUUCAUUUCUUGUUUAAAUUUUGCUUAUUAUUCUGUGCAAGCAUUGAGGAAUGAAACAUUCAACAAAUCUUGCUGCCCUGACAAAACAUUUUGUAGAUAAGUAAAAAGUCUUGAGGUUAAAAGUAUGAUUUUGAAAGUAACAAACUGUUUUGUUUCUGCAAUGGUACUGUAUAAGCUAUUCAUGAAAAUGGAAAUGAUUAGGAUCCCUACAGUGUGGAGGCAGGUCAUUCAGCCCAUCGAGUCCACACAGAACAGCAUCCCGCCCAGACCCACUCUUUAACCCUAUCCCUGUAACCCUGCAUUUCCCAGGGCUAAACCACCCAGCCUGCACAUUCCUGGACACUAUGGGGCUGGAAACCAGAGCACCCAGAGGAAACCCAUGCAGACACGGGGAGAACGUGCACACUCCAUACAGACAGUUGCCCGACCGUUCCUGGUACUGUGAGGCAGCAAUGCUAACUACUGAGGCACCGUGCCCAACCCUUUGUGCAAUUUAGCAUGGCCAAUUCACCUGCACAUCUUUAGACUGUGGGAGGAAAUCGGAGCACCAGAAGGAAACCCACGCAGACAGGGGGCGAAUGUACAAACGCCACACAGAUUGUUGCCCGAGGGUGGGAUUGAACCCUGUGAGGCAGCAGUGCUAACUACUGAGCCACUCUUGUGGCUGCAUUAGGUCGAGGCUAGUCACCAGGAAGUUUUAACAAAGAAGAAUUGAACAUUUGCAUUUACUCUGCUUUCCUAAUUUGCUGGACCUUUGCACUAUAGCAAUUAAGUGACGGCUGUUGUGUUACCAACCACUGACUUCUGGGCUUUCCCCACCAUUUGCAAACAUACAGAACAGGUAUAGAAGCAGAUCGUUUGGCCCCUUGAGCCUCGCCCACCCUUCAAUAAGGUCAUGGUGGAACUGUUUAAGUUCAGAAAUCCACAUGCCCUGAAACUCCUGCCUAACUAGAACCUGGUUUGACAAUGUUAAAGAUACCACUUGCCUCUGAAGCAGAGACUUCUAAAGCCUCACGAACCUCUGAAGGAGAAGAAAAUCACCUCAUCCCUCGUCUGAAAGGGCGACCUGUAAUUUGAAAGGCGUGCCCUCAAACAGGGAACAUGGCCCACGCGAGGAGACAUCCUCCUUGUCAAGGAUGUUCAGGAUAUUGCACAGUUCGGCCAGGUUUCGCUCCUUCCCUCUGAUAAACUCCAGUGGAGACGAGUCAGCAUGUCCAACCCAUCCCCAAGGCAACCAACUCAUCCUGGCUAACCUUUAUUCCCAUUUCCUGCACAGUGUGGAUAUCAAACAGUCGAAAUCCUAUGUGAGCAGACAAGGUAUGAUUGGCAGUUUAAAACAUUUGCAGGCUGUCUGUCCCCAGUGAUCCUGUGCUUGCCUGAACGUUGCCACUUGAAGAAUAAAAUGAAUUGGCUGUGCAUCUAUCAUUUCCCCCAAUCCUGUUUGCUCAAUCCUUGCUAGGAAUUUAGAAUUUGUCUCCAAGGUUUGGCUGGUUAACCUUGUUGCUCAAUUCCUUGUCAUUUUGAGUGAUGAACAUUCGGGCUGAGAAAUAGCCAUUUGGCCCACAGAGUUAAUCCCUGCAGGAGCCUGUUAGAGUAUCUAAAUAUAUUUACAACACACCAGUGCCUAUUGUAUAAUUUGUUAGACCUCUGUCUGAUUGUUUAUCACUGAAUAAGUGUUCCUGAAAUGUCUGUUUUGAACUUGCUUCUCACUUCAUUCAUCUUCUGGUCAUAGGCUAGAGCCCCUACUGUGUGAAAACAGGCCAUUCGCUUUUAUCAGAUCCACACCAACCCUCCAAAGUGCAUCUCACUUACACCCUCCCCCUCUCUACACCCUGAAUCUCCCAUGGCUAAUCCACCUAGCCUGCACACUUUGGACUGUGGGCGGAAACCGGAGCACCCAGGGGAUAACCACACAGACACGGGAAGAACGUGCAAACUCCACACAGGUAGUUGCCCGAGCGUGGAAUCGAACCCGGGUCCCUGGUGCUGUAAGGCAGUAGUGCUAAAUACUGAGCCACCGUGCCGCCAUGUCCUGCUCAUGCUGCUUUCUUGAAAGUACAGUUUGUUUUUGCUGUGCCGUAUACAUUAAGGAUCUCCAUUAACUGCUUUCUCUCUAGAUGGUACAAUCUCUGAUUAAUUCAUCAAUAUUGACAUGGAAUCAGUUUAAAAGCUCUUCUCUGCACAUUCUCCAAUUGUUUCGUGCCAUGUACAUAGGUUUGAACUCAGUUCACACUUAACAAGGAGAAAUGGCCACAGCUUAGUUCACUCCCACUGAAUGUUUAACUCCUUUGCUAGUGGAUGUUCUGGCUUUGUUUAAUUGCAGAUAAGCUGUUCAUUUAUGACCCCAGGCGAAUCAACCUAAAAAGAGACAUGAAACGUUGAUCUAAAGUCUAAAACUUCCAAAAUGUGCUGCUGUCUCCAGAUUUAGCUGGGCAACAGGUUGAUUGGACUGUGUUCAGGGUUAGAAAUGUGAAUAAUUGCAGAAGUGUUUUGUAUUUAAAUGUUGUGUGGAAUCGGAGUGAAUGAGCAGCUUGAACUAUUCAGAUUCCAAGUGUGGAUGAGAGUUAUAUUUAGAAUCAAAUCCAUCUUUACCUGGAGUUGAUGGAAUUAAUAAACAAAUUGUACAUCUGGUGAAUUUUUCUAAUAGUGAAACGUGUACAGGCUGUAAUAAUGCAGCAUUUAUUUUUGUAAAUUUUUGUACUUUUUAAAUUAUAAUAAUUUUAGCCUUGAAAUUCAGCUCCCUGAGUACUUAAUGGAUUUGAACAAAAAUUCUUUAUUUGAAGUCGAACUGUGUCUGACCUAUUUAAAAAUAAAUGGUCUGAUUGCUCUGUUGAAGAAGUGGAUGAACCAUCUGUGCAGUGUUGUGCGAAGAAUAUAAUUUUAAGACAUAUCUACCUGAAAUGGGUUUUGAUGUAACAGUGCCAGCUUUUUAUUACUUUUAUUUUGCCCAGCCAAAAUGUGGAUACACAAAGAAGUCUGAAUGUAUUUAAAAAGAUACGCAUGGCUUCACUGCCUGAACUCUUGUGAAUACGUAAACCAAAGUUUUCCGAAAUGACGCCAGCAGGAACGAAAUACCACGGGCAAGAAACAGAGCUCCUUUGAAGCCUAUUGGCUUUGCCUAUUGGUUUAGUGUUACCAAAUGGUGUUGGCAGCAGGUGGGCACAUGUUUGGGGCGAAUUCUGUCAGACUUCACACUAGUGAGGGCAUUAGCUUACACACAGCGAAUGGCCACCAGAUCAACAUCAAUGGUAGAAAGUGGCAUUAGUCAAAGAGCAACAUGGAUUUGAUGCCAGUGGUGCCAUCUUGAAGCUUGAUGCUUCAGUUCAUACCAUUCUUAACGUGUUUAGCAGCAGUAAGGACCUCACCAUCAACGCUGCCUUCAGCUAAUUGCAGGUUAGUUGAUGGUUGAUUGGUUAUUGUUUCAAUUCUACAAAUGUUUGCUGCUUUCUACAGCUGCUGUAAGUUGCGAAGAUCAACAGGAACAAGUGUGAAGGUGCCUUCACCAACUUUCAUGCUUCUGCACAAGUAGUUGUUCCCAGAAUUAGGUUCAGCAUUCCCCUAGCAACAGCGUAAUAUUUAGAUAAUGGGCAGAGGUCAAAUGAGCAGGAAAAACAUUCGCAGGAGGGAGGAGGAGAAGUGAGAGCGCAUUGAGUAUGGGAGUUGAGAUGUCAUUUUGUGGCUGUACAGGAC
This is a messenger RNA of Stegostoma tigrinum, 9236 nucleotides long. It is a transcript of the gene mst1rb, whose product is annotated as macrophage stimulating 1 receptor b. Gene Ontology annotation, cellular component: membrane; signaling receptor complex. The record is from RefSeq and is a predicted model, not a curated record. Gene Ontology annotation, biological process: cell migration; cell surface receptor protein tyrosine kinase signaling pathway; nervous system development. Gene Ontology annotation, molecular function: protein binding; transmembrane receptor protein tyrosine kinase activity; ATP binding. Lineage: Eukaryota; Metazoa; Chordata; Chondrichthyes; Orectolobiformes; Stegostomatidae. The coding region runs from base 512 to 4579 and encodes 1355 amino acids. The transcript is spliced from 21 exons.